AUGAUUUCUCUUGCUCCCGCUCUUCUUCUCUUACUGCCAGUUGUAUCUGGUCGUGCACUUCCCACGGAUGAAGCUGCACAAAACACUACAGAGGCGAGAGCCGGAUGCUCUCUCCCAUCAACAUACAGCUGGACAUCAACUGGCUCACUAGCCAACCCGGCUUCCGGAUUCCUCGCUCUGAAAGAUUUCACCCACGUUCCAUACAACGGUCAACAUCUCGUAUAUGCGUCUGACGUCAACAAUGGAGGAAACUACGGCUCCUUGAGCUUUGCCCUCUUCUCAGACUGGAACUCAAUGGGCUCAGCUGCACAGCACACCAUGAACACAGGAGCUGUUGCUCCUCAACUUUUCCAUUUCACUCCCAAGAACAUUUGGGUACUGGCCUAUGAAUGUGACCCCACAAAUCCAAAUGGAUGGUCAUCGCCUCAGGCGCUCUACUCUGGAAGCACCGGCUCCAGCACGGGGCCCAUUGAUCCAGCUAUCAUCGGCGACUCACAGAACAUGUAUCUCUUCUUUGCGGGGGAUAACGGCAAGAUCUACCGAGCCAGCAUGCCUAUCGGUAAUUUCCCAGGCAACUUUGGUUCAUCAGCACAAGUGGUCCUGACCGAUUCGACCAACAACCUCUUCGAGGCCGUUCAAGUGUAUUCCGUCCAGGGCCAAAACCAAUAUCUCAUGAUCGUGGAGGCAAUCGGGUCGAACGGAAGAUACUUCCGCUCAUUUACAGCCAGCAGUCUUAGUGGUUCAUGGACACCACAAGCCACAAGCGAGUCGGCACCUUUCGCAGGCAAGGCAAACAGCGGCGCCAGCUGGACCAACGAUAUCAGCAGUGGUGAUUUGAUUCGAGCCAGUGCUGACCAGACGAUGCCCAUUGAUCCUUGCAAUUUGCAGUUCCUCUAUCAGGGCCGAGCUACCAACUCUGGCGGCACUUAUAAUGACUUGCCUUACCGUCCAGGUUUGCUUACGCAUAAAUAG
Molecule: messenger RNA, 972 nt
Organism: Talaromyces stipitatus ATCC 10500
Lineage: Eukaryota; Fungi; Ascomycota; Eurotiomycetes; Eurotiales; Trichocomaceae
Product: alpha-L-arabinofuranosidase precursor, putative
Exons: 2
Coding region: 1-972 (323 amino acids)
Biological process (GO): L-arabinose metabolic process
Molecular function (GO): alpha-L-arabinofuranosidase activity
Source: RefSeq, a predicted model, not a curated record